AGUAGAGAGUGAGAGUGAGAGUGAGAGUUUGAAGAUGGUUUUGUUAGACAAGAUUUGGGAUGAUGUUAUGGCAGGACCUCACCCUGAACGAGGCCUCGAGAAGCUCAGGAAGAUCCCUACUCCUCUUAACAUCAAAGAUGAAGGAGAGGGGAGUACGAUUCAGAGGUCAUUGUCGAUGCCGGCGAGUCCGGCGACACCGGGGACGCCGAUGACGCCGACAACACCGUCACCAACGGCGGCGCGUAAAGAUAACGUGUGGAGAAGUGUGUUUCACCCAGGUAGCAACAUUGCGACGAAGCGUAUUGGUGCUGAGAUGUUCGACAAGCCACACCCAAACUCUCCCACUGUUUAUGACUGGCUCUACAGUGCGGAGACUACCUCUGAAAGACCCACUUUUGCUUCCUAUCAUGUGAUACUUCUGCCCGAUGGAGUGAGUUAUCGGCGGCUUGGGUCGUGUUGUCGGCAGUGCCUUGAACUGCGGCGCGAGCAGUGCAUACAAGUGGCGGGUGCAAAGGGUGCUGGUCAAGCCAACGUCACAUUGAGCGUGCGUGGUUGGCGCAGGUCAAUCAUGACUUGAAGCAACGUCGAUAUC
This is a messenger RNA of Camellia sinensis, 592 nucleotides long. The record is from RefSeq and is a predicted model, not a curated record. Lineage: Eukaryota; Viridiplantae; Streptophyta; Magnoliopsida; Ericales; Theaceae.